CUUGAUCGCAUGCAUACAUCCUCACUAUCGGUUGUUAGUCGGCAGGACAACUAGUAGACGAUGUGCGUGUGCUACCAAUAAGGCAAGGGAACGAUGCCAAUACCACUCAUGACAUGCGUGAUGGCUGCUGUAGGAGUGAAGGCUUCGUCUUGUUUGGCGCACAGCAUUUUAAGGGGCGAGAUAAGUAGAGGGGCCGGUGUGGGUGGCAAGAGGGAAACGUAUGGAAAAGGUGUCUGCGGGUAACCUCCCUUACGGGACGUUGGCCGGCAUUACUGCAACGCAAAUUGCUUUCUUCUCUCCGCUGACCCAGUUUAGCAGCGGAGGCGGAUACUCUAGUAGGAAGACAUCAAAGCUCGAGAGAAUUUGGGUCGUCAUGUUUCCGCGACAAUGCGUUUGGACAGAACAGUCAGCCCUGUGUUUCGACACGCUGUCAGGCGUCGCGUCCUCCCGGCGAUCUUGCCUCGAAGGAACGGGUCGAGGGGUGGGAUACAGUCAGGCACGCUACGAUCUCAUCUCAAGCUCCUUUCGGACCGGUCUUCAACGUGUGUGAUCCACUCACCACGAGUGAGGACCGUGAUUGGGAGUCUGUGUGUAGAGGCAAUCA
This is a messenger RNA of Bipolaris sorokiniana ND90Pr, 604 nucleotides long. RefSeq lists its product as uncharacterized. The record is from RefSeq and is a predicted model, not a curated record. The transcript has a single exon. Lineage: Eukaryota; Fungi; Ascomycota; Dothideomycetes; Pleosporales; Pleosporaceae. The coding region runs from base 221 to 550 and encodes 109 amino acids.